This is a messenger RNA of Cetraspora pellucida, 618 nucleotides long. The record is from the annotation of a GenBank genome assembly. Lineage: Eukaryota; Fungi; Glomeromycota; Glomeromycetes; Diversisporales; Gigasporaceae.
AUGAAUUCUUUUCUUAAUGAAAACACUAAUUCUUGCAUUGAACUUGACACUGAACAUGAUAUUAGUUUUGAUAAUAGUUACUACACCAAUGUUAAUAAAACAAUUCAACAAAUACCUUCAAAUAAGUUUGCAAUGAGACUUGACUGUAUAGAGAAAAGCUUGGGUGUCACUAUUAGAGCAGAAAUUCAUAAUCACCUGAUGGAUACUGCUGUGGCUGUUUUUGAUUCUGGUUAUUGCAAAUUAAGCAAUAGUAAAAAUAAUCAAGUGCUAAUGCUUUAUAAUAGUAGAAUACCAGUGCCAAUAAUUAUUAGAAUAUUAAAUAAAGAGUAUAAGAGAUAUAUUCAUAAUAAGGAUGUGUAUAAUUCAUUAAACCAUCAGUCUCAUGAUUAUGUUAAAGGUUUAUCUGAAAUAUCACAACUCUUAAGUAAUUUACAUAAUAAAACUGAAUAUUUAGUUACUUAUUCAGUUAAGAACAACAAACUUCACUACUUAUUUUUUUCUAUACAUUUUGCACUUAUGAGAUUUGAAAAUUACUCAAAGAUUGUGCUAAUAGAUUCUAUAUACAAGACUAAUUAUUUUGGAAUGCCACUCUUUCUUAUUAGUGAUGUUGAUGCUAUA